This is a messenger RNA of Lucilia sericata (common green bottle fly), 1718 nucleotides long. RefSeq lists its product as uncharacterized. The coding region runs from base 1 to 1050 and encodes 349 amino acids. The transcript is spliced from 2 exons. The record is from RefSeq and is a predicted model, not a curated record. Lineage: Eukaryota; Metazoa; Arthropoda; Insecta; Diptera; Calliphoridae.
AUGGAUGUAGCUCCAGCAACAAAUAUAAAUGAAGUAAAGGAACGUAAGCCACCACCUAUUGUAGUGGAAAUCAAUGUAUCAUUUUCCGAAAUCCAAAAUUUAUUAGGUAAGGAAUGCUUUUUUAAGCGUACUUCCAUUGGUACCAAAGUAUUCACUCCAAACCAGGCAGUAUAUAAAAGCUGUAUGCAAACACUAAAGGAAAAUCAAAUUGAGUUCCAUUCGUAUAAUUCGAAAGAUAAUAGGUUAUACACCACCUUCUUGCAUGGCUUACCUCGUAUCAAAGCAGACGAUAUCAAAUCCGAAUUGGAGAGCUACAACUUGUCACCAUCUGCUGUAACUGAAAUUAUUACCAAAUUUAGCUCGGAUAAUAAUGCAGUGUAUAAGGUACAAUUUAUUCGAAAAAACUUUAAUCCAAGUUCUUUAAAAAAUGUGAGAACUAUAGCUAACGUAAUUAUUACAUGGAAAAAAUACAGACCGAAGAAAAAUGAUAGACCAACACAAUGUUGGAACUGUCUAAUGUAUGGUCAUGGUGGAGAGCAUUGUCAUCGAGGUGCCGCUUGCAUGAUAUGCGCAGAAAACCAUCAUACAAAUGUUUGUCCAUUUAAUACAAAUGAAAAGCGACCAGCUGUUUUUACUUGUUUUAAUUGUAAAAAACAUGGAAAAGAAAGAACUGAUCAUGCAGCAAACGACAUAAAUUGUCCACUACGUUCUCUUUAUCUGGAGACGAGGGCAAGAGUAACAACUAAAUCUCAUAAUAACAACAGAGUACAGCAAAAUCUAAAUACAUUCCAAUUCAACGGUGUGGAAUUUCCCAACUUAGUCAAUACAACAAGCCGCAACAAUAAUAUAAUGAAUGCCAACGUUUCAUACGCAAACCAGCUGAAAAAUAAUUCCGAUCUGUUUAGUGUCGAUGAACUUUUCGAUAUCUUUACAACUGCUAUGGAAGAUUUACAAAGAUGUACAUCAAAAGUGCAACAAAUUAAAGUUGUUAUGUCUAUGAAACGACAGGUCAGAUGGAAGAGGAGGAGGCGUCGCUUUACUGGUUCAUAAAUCUAUAAAACAUAAAAACUGCUUCACAUUUAACACUAGAUCUAUUGAAAAUAUAUCUAUAGAAAUAACAAUAAAUAAUAGACCGAUUGUAAUAACUUCUGCAUACUCGCCCCGUUAUAACAAUAAUUUUUCUAAUGAUAUUCAUAAACUUACACCUUCAGCCAAUGAAUACAUAGUUUUAGGAGACCUAAAUGCUAAACAUUCCGCCUGGAAUUGUGCUACAAGUAACACAGCAGGUGUCAUACUCAACAACAUACAACAAACUUGUAACUUUUUCGUAUACUACCCAAAUAGUCCUACAUUAUACCCACAUCAACGUAAUAGACAACCGUCUACGGUCGAUGUGGUAAUUAGUAAUUCCGCACUAAAUAUAGAAGUAAGAACGUUGGGUUACGAAAUUCCUUCAGAUCAUCGUCCCAUUAUUUGCACCAUAAAACGAUCGAAGGCUUCAAUUGCUGAUAUCAGUUACUAUGAUCAUAGAUUAACGAACUGGAACAUAUUUAAGAAUUUUGUUGACAAUCAUAUAGUAUUCAAUAUAGAUGAUUACAAUUCAAAGCAAACAAUUGAUAAUGAAAUUAACAAAUUAACCAACAUUAUUUUAGAAGCAAGAAAUGCAUCAACUCCCAAAGUUACUCAACGAAACUAUUUUGAAUUGCCUGAGAACAUCU